CAGACGACGAGUGGCAGUCGUACAAUAAAGACGUAUUUCGUAGUUUUACGGACAUCUGAAAAGUUGUCUGGCCAACUUUUUGUUCCAAACCGCAGCAAGCAACCAACACCCGAUAUACAAAAACAAGAAAGCAACAACUAAAUACUGCAUACAAUAUACGUAAAAAAACCAAGUACAACAGCAAAAUACUGAAGGCGCUCGCUCCUUUUACUUUUUCGCAUCGAAAAAAAAAACAACACACACACAAAACCAAAUCAAAAGUCAAUUGAUAUACUAGAUGACCGAUAAGGAUAACGUUUCAAUGGCAACCGUGCAAAUGAAGCCCGACUAUGCGGCUAGCGAGGUCUACAGCACCGCCAGUGAGCCGCCACCGCUUGGAUUGUUUAACUUUAAUCAUCAGGCCUACAAGCGCCAGUCGAAUUCGGUGAAGAUUGCCAAAAUCGCCGGCUUCACCAUCGUUGUGUCCUCCUUCAUUCUGGGCACCUUCAUUCUGGCCUCAUCGUAUCUGCAGGCUAAGGCCUCUUGCGAUCAGGUGCAGGCUCUAGACUCGGUGCUGGAGAAGGAACUGAUGCUGGAAACGUUGCAGCAGGUGAACAAGGAACUACCACGCGCCGAGGCUUUGCUGGGCAAGGAACAUAUCGACGAUGCCAAUUUGCAGCAUAUUGAUGAGCCGGCCAAUAAGAAGGUGGAAAUGAAGGGACAAGAGGCCAAUCCCGAGGAGGAGGGACGUGAUAGUUCCUACUCGGAGAGUGAUGAGACCGAGGAGUUGCAGAAGUAUCCCGGCAAAAUGCCGCUCGAGCUGGACUUGAGCGAUCUGGCUGCCGCCAUUUUGCGCAACAACAAGAAAUCCCGCAUGAACUGCGUCGUUGAGCGCAAACAUGCCGAGGAAAUUGUCGACUCUCCCUCAAAGACCGUGGCUCUGCCCUUUGGCGUCAAUCUGACCACCGAUCCCAAGAAGGCGCGCAUUACUGGCGAACGCAUCUCGAUCUUCUGCGAUGGCGGCGAUGAUAAGGAGGAGAAGGAAUCGAAACGUGCACGUGAGGAGGAUGACGAUUCUGAUGAAGAUGCCGAGCCAUUGCGCCCCAUGUUCAUUCCGUUCCAGCGCGUGCCCAUUCCCUUCGGUCGCAUGCCCGAUCAGAUGCCCUUGACUCACAUGCCCCAGCGCAUGAUGCCACCAGCAAUUCAGCAACAGCAGCUACCCCAGCAGGGACCCAUCAUCAUUCGCCAGUUGCCUCCUCCGUUCCAGCACCUGCCCAUGCGCCCACCCAUGCCACCUCAGGUGAUGCACGCCCCACGCAUGGAAUCCCAAGAGCAGCCACAAACUGUGCGCAUUCACGUCCAGCAGAUCCCCUUCCGCCAGAUCCAUAUGGCCGAUGAUACACCCAUGCAGAUCCCCGCCAACCAAGCCCCACAGCAGCAAAUGCAACAGCGUGAGAUGCCCCAGAUCCAGAUCCAGCAUAUGCCUUUGGGCAUGGCUCUCCAGCGUGUUGGCAUAACUGCCGAUGAUUUGCGCAACAUUCAGCGUUUGGCCGAGGAUCGCAUCACCGAGGAACUGCGUCGUUUUGCCGCCGAAGAGAGCUCCGACUCUUCGGAGAACAAUAGCUCCAGCUCCAGUGAUGAGGAUGAACAUAGCAACGUUGAAUCGACCUCAGUCGAGCACAGCGAGGGCACAACUCCGGCUCAGACUCAAACCACGCAGCCAGAGCACCGCGAGUCAGUGGAGCCUCAGAACCGAGAACAGCAGGCGCCCCAAUUGCAGGUGCAGCGUCUGAUUCUGCAGCCUUUGCCCGAGCAGCCACGCGAUACCAUGUCCCCACCCAUGCCCGAUCAGCCACAACAAUUGCAGUUCGGUCGCAUGGUCUACGGGCGCAGUCUCGCCCAACCCGUGCGUAUUCCGGUGCCCAUGAUGCAGCCCGAGGGCAACCCAUCGGCUGCGCACGAGGAGUCCGAGCGACCACACUUCGUCCACCCACGUUCCGUUUAAGUAACAACAACGCCGCGCCUGUGAUUGCUGCUCUGCGAAUCGAAUCCCGAAGUCGUCAUUAUCAAAAUUAAAAUACAUAGUAUAUCUGCGUUGUUGUCGUCUCCCGCAAUCGAUUCGAGACAUCUCAAACCUUUAUAAGUGUAGCAGCCCAAAACGCCAAAAGAAAAAGGAAAAUAAUAAAUGAAAUUGUUUUGAGUUUUGGCUUAUCUCUCCCCGCUGUCUCUUAUUUUCUUAAUAUAUAUACAUAUGUAUACUUUCAAAUAAAUAUUGUACCAUAUAUGUAUCUGCGUGUAUAACAUUCCAAUCGGUCCUACGUGAACUUUUUGUUAAGAAACGAAAAAAAAAAAACAUAAAAUUGUAAUUGCACAUUUUUAGAUUGUCUACAGUUUUGUUUUUGUUAAAGUCUCGUCUUUUUUCACUAAUAAAUCCGAUGAAAUUUGUACAUAAAUCA
This is a messenger RNA of Scaptodrosophila lebanonensis, 2435 nucleotides long. RefSeq lists its product as uncharacterized. The transcript has 7 exons. Lineage: Eukaryota; Metazoa; Arthropoda; Insecta; Diptera; Drosophilidae. The record is from RefSeq and is a predicted model, not a curated record. The coding region runs from base 278 to 1984 and encodes 568 amino acids.